Messenger RNA from Salvelinus namaycush (lake trout), 1518 nucleotides. Its product is annotated as phosphatidylinositol 4-phosphate 5-kinase-like protein 1. The transcript has 8 exons. Gene Ontology annotation, biological process: phosphatidylinositol metabolic process. Gene Ontology annotation, molecular function: phosphatidylinositol kinase activity. The record is from RefSeq and is a predicted model, not a curated record. NCBI's taxonomy places the organism in Eukaryota, Metazoa, Chordata, Actinopteri, Salmoniformes, Salmonidae. The coding region runs from base 1 to 1365 and encodes 454 amino acids.
AUGUCUGCGGGUCCAGCGGGGGGCACGCAGAGGACUGGUACGGUGAAGGGGAAGAUGUGGGGGGGCCUGAGGCAGCAGUGGAAGCUACUGGGCCUGUUUGAGAUUGACCAGCAGCACGAGUUCUACAGCCUCACCUCUAUGAUGAAGGAAGGCCUCUCUGCAGCCGUGCAGAACACCAUCGACAACCCACCACCGGACUUCAGAAUGGAGACGUUUGCAGGGCCAGUGUUUGCCAGCUUGCGUCGCUCCCUGGGGAUGACAGAAAAGGAGUAUCAGCACUCUCUCUCCGACGAAGGUUCCUACCUGCAGUUCAUCAGCAACUCCAAAAGCAAGGCCGACUUCUUUCUCACGAACGAUAAGCGGUUCUUUCUGAAGACCCAGAACAAGAGAGAGGUGCAAUUCCUCCUGUCCAACCUAAGAAUCUACAUGGAGCACCUAGAGAAGUAUCCUCAUUCACUGCUGGUCAAGUUCUUAGGUGUCCACAGGAUCAAAAUCCCGCAUAGGAGGAAGAAGUACUUUAUUGUAAUGCAGAGUGUUUUUUACCCUGACGAUCGAAUCCAUGCCAGGUAUGACAUCAAGGGUUGUGAGGUGAGCCGGUGGACAGACCCAGCCCCAGAGGGAAGUCAGGUUAUCGUUGUCCUCAAGGACUUGAACUUCGAGGGCCAGUACAUCACUCUGGACCAGCAUCGUCCAUGGCUGCUCCGGCAGGUGGAGAUUGACACGUCGUUCUUGCAGAGACUCAAUGUGCUGGACUACAGCCUCCUGGUGGCUCAUCAGCCCCUGCACCAGGAUGAACGCCACCAGUGCCUGUCCUUCGCCACCCUUAUCAUGCGCACUAAAAAGUGGGUGGCCAUGUUGGCUCUAAUAACUCUGGGUUCCCCCUCUCCGCUUUUACCUCUCAGGUCAGUGAUCACAUGCUCAAGCCCCACCCAUGCGGGCAUGCCCACAGUUCCGGGGGCGGUCCCAGAGGAAGAUUCCGCCCUGUUGGUAUCAGAGAUGGACGGCGGGACAGGAAGUUGCAGAGUUACUGAGUCACAGGUAGGAAGUGACCUGGGCAGUGCCCCUUCCGGGAGACCCUGUACUGAGCAGCCGGUGGGAACGGUCACGGAUUCGAUGGAACUGCGAGACUUCCAGGCCCAGAACCGCCGGCUGCUGCCCAACUUCAGAAACCCGCUGCACGUCAUUGACGGUCCGGAGCAUCGCUACUUUGUGGGCAUCAUCGACAUCUUCACUGUCUACAGCUUCAAGAAGAGGUUAGAGUAUUGGUGGAAGAGACUGCGGCACCCAGGGCAGGCCUUCUCCACCGUCAGCCCCCCCGCUUACUGCCAUAGGCUCUGCCAGUGGGUACAGGACCACACCAGGUAGACUCAGAAAGAGGAGAGGAUGAGGAUGAGGAUGGUUACUCUCACUAGCACACUGUCUGCCCAGGGACACACAUGCACGCAAAUACACACACACUAGCAACUGUGACGCUGUUCAGAGACAUAAAGCUAUUCUUUUAAAGCGCUGUAAUUUCAG